This is a messenger RNA of Nilaparvata lugens (brown planthopper), 6806 nucleotides long. Its product is annotated as DE-cadherin. Gene Ontology annotation, molecular function: cadherin binding; calcium ion binding. The record is from RefSeq and is a predicted model, not a curated record. The coding region runs from base 307 to 4986 and encodes 1559 amino acids. Gene Ontology annotation, biological process: multicellular organism development; calcium-dependent cell-cell adhesion; adherens junction organization. Gene Ontology annotation, cellular component: plasma membrane; adherens junction; catenin complex. The transcript has 24 exons. Lineage: Eukaryota; Metazoa; Arthropoda; Insecta; Hemiptera; Delphacidae.
GAGGCAUCGAGUUUGAGUUCAAAAUCUAGCGAGCGAGCAACGGACAGUCAGAGUUGGACGGUUGGAGCAGCACUGUCGCGCGUUCGUCAGCGUUGUGCGUGCGAAGUUCGUAGUUUGCUGUUGACCGUUGAUGGAUUCAAAACUGCAUGUGCCGACGCCGUCAACUUUGUGUUUGUUUGGUUAUGGGGUGAAUUAACUCGUGCGUGAGUUGUGAAGUGUUUAGUGAAUGAUUUUGUUCAGUUAAGUAGAAGAAAUCUUAGUUGUCUUUUGCAUUUUCUAAUGCAGACUUCCUGAUGAUCAUCUAGGAUGGCAGCACCGCUAAGGAUUCUGGCGGUACUUGCCUGCGUUCUAUUCAUUUCGACGAAUUCGAUACACGCAGAGACAGUCAAACUUAUAUCAGAAAUUGAAAAUGGUGCAGUGAGUAGGAGUAGAAGUGCAAGCUCAGCAGCAGCAGCAGCAGCAGCAGCAGCAGCAGCAGCAGACAGCGCACUACGACAUGUGCGCCACCUUUCGACGCGAACGUCACACGGCCCCUCUGCCGAGGCCGAGGCUUCUUUCCUCCGCGAAGACUUCUCUGGAUCUCAUAACAUGUUGGUUUCGCCAGUCGACGUGUCUGGUGGAACUCGCCUUACAGUGCAGGACAACCAUAAACCAGUCUUCCUCAACUGCACAUCUUUCCAGCCCUCUGUCAAGGAGGAUCAGCCCAGAGGCACAUACGUGGCACAGGUUACCGCUAUAGAUAGAGAUCCCCCUGAGAAUGGAGGAAAAAUAACUUAUUCAUUUGUCAUGGCUCCUGGAACGCAUUUGAAAUUUCAAAUAAAUGAAACGAACGGCAUCAUCACCACCACUCAAAUGUUGGACCGAGAUGAACCUAGCAGAGAAAAAGAGUUCUACCUGACUGUGAGAGCCACUGAUAAUGGCUUUCCACCUCUAGAUGAUGUCUGUACAAUUCGAGUUCUCAUAGAAGAUAUUAAUGACAAUAAGCCUUUAUUCGACAAAGUGAGAUACAUUGAGUCUGUGCCACAAGAUUUGCCGGCCGGCAGAGAAGUGAUGAGAAUAUCAGCCAAUGACAUUGAUGAUGGAAAUAACAGUCUUGUGGUGUACAGUUUGAGAGCUAUAUCAAGGCAAGAUGAAGGCUUUUUCAAUAUUAACAAGAACACCGGCGUUAUUUCUUUGGACAAAUCAAUUAGUAAGGACCCAGGCUACAGGUUCAAAAUGCAAGCGACGGCAACUGAUCUCGGUGAAAUUCCCAAUUCGGUUCAGAUAGCUGUUGACAUCGAAGUGAUUGAAUCCAACAAGAAAGCUCCCAGCUUCCAGUCGAUUCCAGCCUCACCCAUCAUAAUUGACGAGAACCUCAGAGACUACUCAUAUCAUAUCGCUACUAUUGUUGCUAUGUCGAAUACCGAUGAAAGCGCGCCUGUAUUUGAGUUGGUGGUGGGCCGCACAGAGCAGACCAACAAGAACAGCCACUUCCGGCUGCAGUCGGAAGGACGCACCGCUCACAUCAUCCUCGGCAAAAACCUGGAUUACGAGUCCAUUUCCGAGUUCACUCUCACCAUUCGUAUCGAGAACAAGUACAAUUUGGCGGCCGAGACUUCGAUCGGCAUUCAGCUGACUGAUGUCAACGACAACUUUCCAACGUUCACUGAGGUGGUGUCGGGCAGUGUGCAAGAGAAUGAGCCGCCAGGCACGCCUGUCAUGCAGGUCCGCGCUAUCGAUGCCGACGGCACCUCUGCCAAUAAUCAGGUGACAUACGAAUUAGCAGACAACGACGACUUUUUCACAAUCGACCCGUACACCGGCAACAUCACAACUCUGGUGACAUUCGACCGGGAGAAAAAGGACUAUUACAACGUGAAAGUUAUAGCGACGGACAAUUCGCCAUCUGCGCUGUACAACACGAGCGAGCACAACAAGGGUCAGCAGGUGUUCCGCAUCGAAAUCGCAGACAAAAACGACCACGCACCGCAGUUCACAGAAGCGCUCUAUGUGGCCGAGUCCAUUGCCGAGAAUGCCAACAAGAAUGAAGUGGUCUUGGAAGUCAAUGCCGUCGACGAGGAUACAGCUUCUCCUGUAAUGUAUAGCAUUGUUGAUGGCAACACCUAUGAUGCUUUUGAUAUUGAAGAAACUACUGGAAAAAUAAAAGUUCGCAAUCACUUGGAUUAUGAAAACAUUACAAGUUACACACUGACGGUUCGAGCGUUCGACGGUGUGUACGAGGACCAUUGUAAGGUGGAAAUCAAAAUCAGCAACGUGAAUGACAACCCGCCGGUGUUCCUGUCCUACCAGAACAAUGUGACAAUAAGAGAGGAGGAGCUGAUCAGUGGCUGCAUUGUCAAAUUGGAGGCCUAUGACCCCGACAUCCCGGACCGCGGUGCUCCACAGAACAUUGUCUACUUCGUGGUCAAGGAGGAGCAGAAGAAGUUCCUCAUGAUCGACAAGGAUGGCUGUCUCUCACUUAUUCAGCCGUUGGAUAGAGAUCCACCGAAUGGUUUUGAAAUCUGGCAAGUACUUAUUGCGGCCAAUGAUGAAAACGGCGGACAAAACUUUCUGGGGUCCAGUACAGAAGUAGUCAUCACAUUGAUUGAUAUCAAUGACAAUAGCCCUGUUCUCAAUAUGACAAACCCGGUUAUCUGGCGUGAAAAUCAAAAUCCUGGAAUCAUAACGCAGCUUAUAGCCAAAGAUAACGAUGGCCCUGAGAAUGGACGUCCAUUUGCAUUCUCUAUCGCUCCCGACGCCAAUCCUGAUAUCGUCUCAAAAUUUGGAAUUCAAGGUAAUCAGCUGGCUGCACUGGUGACGUUCGAUCGAGAAGAGCAGAAGUCGUACCGGAUUCCCAUAGUGAUCUUAGACAGCGGCAUCCCGCAGAUGACGGGCACUAGCACACUGCAAGUGGUGAUCGGCGACCAGAACGACAACGAGAUGCGCCCAGGCUCCAGCUCGAUAUUCGUCUACAACUACAAGGGAGAGGCACCCGACACCGACAUUGGACGAGUCUAUGUGCAAGAUCCCGAUGACUGGGAUCUGGGAGAUAAGAGUUUUGCUUGGACUGAGGGGCCGCAUCCCAACUUCGAAUUGAAUAAUCGAAACGGGUUCAUCACCAUGUUGAAAGGAACUCCUCCCGAUAUGUCCUACAUGCUGCAUUUCACUGUGUAUGAAGAAUCACUAAUGAUCGCCAGACAUAAAGUAGAUGCAACAGUAAAUGUAACUGUCAAAAAUAUUCCCGAAGAAGCAGUCGACAAAUCUGGAUCAAUCAGGUUGCAGGAUAUCACAGCUGAAGAAUUCAUAACUCCUAAUGCGGAUGGUAUUAGUAAAAGAAUGCUGUUGCAAUCGCACCUGGCAGCGCUGUUCAACAUAUCUGAGGAGAAUGUGGAUGUGUUCACCGUUCUGCACUCGCCACUGCGUGCCUCGGAGCCACUACUUGAUGUCAGAUUCUCCGCACACGGUUCGCCCUACUACCCGCCAGAGAAAAUUAAUGCUGCCAUCAAUAUCAACAGAGAACAGAUGGAAGAUUCGCUGAAAGUGAAAAUAUUGAUGGUGAACAUUGACGAGUGUGCUGAAGAGAAGCGCUUCUGUGAGAGCUCGUGUAAGAACUUUCUGUUCAAAGACAGUAUGAUGGUGGCAACUUACACCAAUCGGUCGUCGUUUGUCGGCGUGAAGGCUGUUGUCACGCCCUUCUGCAACUGUGAUAUACCAGUCGAGCCCACGAAAGUCUGCCUCAAUGGAGGAACUAUGAACGGAGACAAGUGUGAAUGUAUGGAUGGCUUUAGUGGUCCGCUUUGUGAGAUAUCUGGAAUUGGGUUCUGGGGAGAAGGCUGGGCCCUGUACCCGACUCUUCAGUCCUGUCAGAACUCGCAUCUAGGAAUGGAGCUCAGACCAAAUAAAGAGAAUGGCCUGGUUUUCUACAUUGGGCCCACAUCUGUAACAUCACCUCCAUUAGUGCAAGAUUUCAUGGCUUUGGAACUGAGAAACGGUUACCCGGUGUUAUUGGUCGACUUCGGCACAGGAACAGUCAAGGUGGAGCAUCGACAAAUCAAGAUCACCGAUGGCGCCAUGCACAGGGUUGAUAUCUACUGGACAAGAAAAAGCGUGGAACUGCAAGUAGACGACUGCAAACUGUCGUCGUGCCUGAGUCUGAGCACUCCACGCGGCCCCAACGAGCUGCUCAACGUGAACGAGCCGCUGCAGCUGGGAGGCACCUACAUGGACCUGGAUGUGGUGGCCGGGCUCAUGAACUGGACGCACAAGCCACUCAACAUGGGCUACAGCGGCUGCGUCACCAACCUCACCUUCAACGGCCAGCUCUACCAAUUGGGAGCGCCCUCCCUGGCCGAAGGUGUCGACAUCGGUUGCAACCGGGGUACCGCCGUCGCUGUCACGUUCGGAGUCGAUAACAGCUUCAUCAUCGCCAUCCUAAUCUGCAUGCUCACGCUGCUGCUCCUACUACUGUUCGUUGUGAUCCACCGCGGAAAGGCGGACAACCUGUACAAGGACACAGACGACAUCAGGGAGAACAUCAUCAACUACGAGGACGAAGGGGGUGGAGAGGGCGACAUGACCAGCUAUGACCUCAAUGUGCUCAGGCUCAACUACAGCCAACCCACCAUCAAUGGUCACUGUGCAAAUGGUGGCAUUGCUGAUCCACCAGACAUAUGUGGGUUCCUAGAUGACAAGAAGAGAAUUGUCGAUAACGACCCGGAAACGAAUCCGUUCGACGACGUGAGACAUUACGCUUACGAGGGAGAUGGAAACACCACUGGCUCAUUAUCUUCUCUAGCUUCCGGUACUGAUGAGGGAGAUUUGAACUUCGAUUACCUCCCGACGUUUGGUCCGCGGUUUCGAAAGCUGGCUGAUAUCUACGGCGAUGACAACAGCGAUGAGGAAGAGGAUGACCAUUAUCCUCUGCCAACCAACUCCACAAUAUCACAUCCUUGGUCUGCUUCGGCUCAUAAUAGUGAUCUGAAUAUGCACCAGAUGGGGAAUUUAUAAUUUGUAAAAUGUGAGGAAUUAUUUGCAUACAUGUACAAUUUAUUUUGCAUUUAAACAAAACAAUUUUGUAUAGACUGAUAAUGUUAAGGCUGUACGAUUUGAUGUAUCCCUGCCAUUUGUAAAUAGAUACUAAUAGGUACCGUAGUUUAUAUCUACGUUAACGACCUAAAAAAUUAUUUCUAUAUUUGUCUUCCUUCGUUGUAUCUCCUGUUGUCAAAUUUUGUGGAAUCCCUAUUGGAAAUAAAUUAUAUUAAACUCGAUGAUUUAGUCAAUGUGUUCGUAAAACGUAAUAGAACGAUAUCGAACAUAAACCUUCCAAAGUUCAAGGCGUAUGGUGAAGAAGUAAAUAAUAUCGAAGAAUAUCUCAAAUUUUGAAUCAAUGACCAAUAUUGUUCAUUUUAUCCAAAUGAUAGUUAUUGUCAAGUGUUGAGAACCCGAGUGUAUAUGUUAGGUGUAGUGAAAUGUGUACUAAAAAUAUUGUAAGUUAUUGUAGAAUGGUGCUGAUGAAAGGUGUAUUUCCACAUACAUUGUGAAAAUGUUGUGAAGUAUGUAAGUAUAGUGUUAUGAGUAGUGUAAGUAGUUUUUCCGUGACAAAUACUCCCCACGAGGAAAUUUAUGUGUAUUACGAUAUUUUUCAUCGUAAAUGGCCUAAGGCCCUAUUGCCUACAAAAAUCCCAACUUUAAAAAGGGUAUUUUUGUUUCUGAAAACAGUUGUAAAUUCUAGUUAAGUACAUAUUUAUUUGAAAAUACAGAAAGUAUGUUUUAAACAUUGUCUAAAAAAUCCUAACAUUGAAAAAGGGUGUUUUGUUUCUGAAAACAGUUGAACAUUUUAGUUUGGUACAUACUUAUAUAGUUGAAUUGUUUUGCUAUCAGAUUAUUAUCUGGUUGUGUUGAAAUGAAAAAUUCACAAAAUCAACCGUUAUUAUACUGCGUUAUUCAUUAGCAUUUAUUGCUCUGCAAUAAAUAAUGUUGGGACUAGUUUACAUGUUUUGAACGUAAUUAGCCAGUUUUGAGAUGCAUUCCCUGAUUUGUUUCUUACAAGAAAUCUAAACAAGAUAAUUCUCUAGUGCUGAAGUGUAGAAGAGCCAUCUUCUCAUAACUCUGGUUCAAAAUAUAUUAGAAUUAUAUGAAGGUGGAUAAAAUACUCUUUAAUAAACUCCUACCCAGCUCCUCGACUUGCACAGUUCAGUAUCAAUCGUUUUCAUCAUAUAAAUAUAGAUGAUAGAUCAACAUUGCUUCUGAUCAAAAUUUAUAACAUAUUAGGUAGCCAAUUGAAAUUCCAAGUGUAUCACUUUGGAUUUGUUUUAUUUGUUAAGGAAAUAAUUUUGUAAGGAUUAGUUGUAUUGUUUAACAUUAUUUUUUAUUAUGAAUAUUGUCACAUUCCAUCAAAAUCUAUAAUUUAGGAUAAUAUUAAUUGAAUUGACCUGAUUACUUAAAUGAUUAGAAAUGGAGAUUUUUUGUAAAUACUAAAUUGUUUGAUCUCAUGAAGCGAUUAGUUAUCGUGCGGUGGACAAAAGACUCAACUUAAGUUGAGUCACAACUUAAGUUCAAUAAAGUCACAAAUUACAUCGACAAUAAUGACUAAAUUAUUUUGAAUAUGAAUGAGUGAAUAUUCUCUUUUUGUACGUUACAGUAUAAUGUGUACAUUACGUUCAGUUUAUAUUGAAUUAUGUAUUGGCAAAUUUAUAUACAUAAUUAUUUAUUGAUAGAUGUAAUUUGAAAACAAGUCAUGUAUUGUACUGUAUUGUAUUCUUUAACGUGCAAAGACAUUUUAUACAGUUUUUGUAAAAAGUGAAUAAGAUAUAUAUGUUUAAUUGUCA